This is a messenger RNA of Rhododendron vialii, 1799 nucleotides long. RefSeq names its product spermidine hydroxycinnamoyl transferase-like. The record is from RefSeq and is a predicted model, not a curated record. The coding region runs from base 244 to 1593 and encodes 449 amino acids. Lineage: Eukaryota; Viridiplantae; Streptophyta; Magnoliopsida; Ericales; Ericaceae. Gene Ontology annotation, molecular function: acyltransferase activity, transferring groups other than amino-acyl groups. The transcript has 3 exons.
CCAAAAAUAAAAACCCAAUAGGAGUUCAAGACUCCAUUAUCUUCACCAAAGACUUCUCCCUAUCUCCCCCUCCUUUUCUCUUCUCCAUUUAUUUAACAACAGGUAUACACCGGAAAACUACGGUAUUGAGCUAAUCAAUCAGGCGGCGUAGACCGGUAUAUCCGAGAAAAGGCGGUUGAAACCGGAAAACUGACGGGAACAUAAUUGGAACUACCGAGUAGUGCUAAUUUGAGUCCCAAAAGAAUGGUGACGUUGAAGGCUUCCUACACAGUGAAACCAGCGGAGCCGAAACCAUCAGAACUCAUGUACUUAUCAGAAUUCGAUCAAGUCAUUGCAACAACUCAUGUGCCUACAGUAUACUUCUAUAGACCGAUCAGUGAUCGGUCACUUGUUUUAAACCCAAUAGAGAUUCUCAAAAACUCCCUAACCAAAGCACUAACCAUAUUUUACCCACUCGCUGGCCGCCUCCAAUGGACCGGAAGGGGCCGCCUUGAGCUCAAUUGCAACUCCAUGGGCGCUCUAUUUUUGGAAGCAGAGUCAGAGGCUAAAAUCGACGACUUCGGAGACUUCACUCCGACUUCAGAAACCAGAGCUCUGAUACCAUAUGUAGACUAUAAUAAGCCUAUUGAUGAGUUGCCAUUGCUUUUGGUGCAAGUAACAAAGUUUAGUUGUGGUGGAAUUAGUCUUGGCUUGGGCAUGUCACAUGUGCUUGUCGACGGCCGAUGUAUAGCUCACUUUGUUUCUGAGUGGGCGAGGAUUGCCCGCGGCGAGGAACCUGAAAACUUACCGUUUCUUGAUCGGACGGUAUUAAAAUUGGAGGAGGAUGAUCUGACACCGCCGAGAUUUGAUCACUUGGAGUUCAGCAAGCCGCCGAUGUUGAUUGGCCAAACGGAUAACUUAGAAGAGCGGAAGAAGGAAACGACCGUGGUGAUGUUGAAAUUGAGCAAAGAACAUAUUCAAAAGCUGAAGAAAGAGGCUAAUGAGUUCCCAAGUGUUUACACUAGUAGUAAGCCUUUCACCAGGUAUGAGGCUGUGACUGCACACAUGUGGAGGUGUACAUCCAAGGUAAGGCUGCACGAAAUUGAGCAACUAACAAGCGUGCGCUUUACCGUGGACUUUCACAGCCGGAUGGUACCGCCAUUGCCAAAGCACUAUUUCGGGAAUGCAGUCUUACCGAUGAGAUCAGCAACGGUCACCUCAGGAGAGCUGCUGCUGAAGCCGUUAGGAUAUGGCUGUAGCAAGAUAAGGGAAGCCAUAGAGAAGGUAACAGACGAGUACGUAAGGUCAUCUCUAGCUUACUUGAAAAGGGAAAAGGAUUUGUCCAAGUUGAGGUACUCUCAUGUCGUGGGAUCUACGCAAGGAGUUUUCCUUGGCAACCCGAACAUUGUAAUCACUAGUUGGAUCGGGUUGCCUUGGUGUGGUGUUGAUUUCGGAUGGGGAAAGGAAAUUUACAUGGGACCCGGAACGGUUGGGUUGGACGGGAAGUCGUUCGUAUUUCUCAGCCGUGACGAAGAUGGUUCUUUCGACGCCCCAUUUCGGUUGCAGGUUGAACAUAUGGAUGCCUUCAAGAAGUUCUUCUACGAGAAUAUUUGAGGGCCGCAUCAAUGUUUUGCUCAAGUUUCCUUUGUAGUAAUCUUGAUUAGGGAUAAUGUGCCAAUUGUGUGUGCAUGUGAGUGCCCCUUGGGGGAGUGAUUUGUGCAAGAGAUGUGUGACCGUGAGUGAGAAGUGUUUGUAUUAAAAUUUGCAUAUUUUUUAAAAUUGAUUAAUGAAAUAGAGUUAUUUGAGUUGUCAUAAUUAAA